AAGACGAUUUAAAAUUUUAAAUACGAUAAAACGUCAUCGAUUCGAUUAAACUAAUUAAAAGAUAUAAAUUAAUAAAUAAAAAUAUCCGUAAGGAUAAGUGCAAUAUUUUUGUUAGCGAAUGAUUAACCGGAUCGAUGGAAGAUCGAAUAAAUGCGGUCGAUCAUCGAUCGUCGUUCCAACAAUCGGUGGCCAUCUUUUAUCAAAUCGUUCCGCUGCAAGUUUUUCUAUAAGUAUUAUUUGAAAGAGAAAUAUGUCCAAACGUAGCGUUGUUUGGAAAUAUUUCGAUUAUAAAGUGACGGAAGAAGGCGUUGUCGAUAAGACGAUCGUCGUGUGCAAUCUCGGGUGCAACUCCGAAUUGAAAUUAUGUGGGAACACAACGAAUAUGAUCCGUCAUUUGAACGCUUAUCAUCCUACAACGGUGCUUCAUCCUCCUUCCUGUGAUAAUAAAAGAAAUUCUGCCGAUAUUCCGGAAAUGACUCAGGAUAAGGAAAUAGAUAAAAAUGUAAUGGAAGAAAUAAAAUGUGAAGUGGACGUUCCCCAUUCUAUAGAAUCAAAUGGUGACGUUUCACCGGCCAUGCCAACAGAAAAUGCUGCUCUGGAACCAUACGAAGCAAUUAUACCAGGAAUGCUAGGAAAGAAGAAGAGAAAAUUUGCGCAUUCCGCCGAUAUUUACAGACACAUAUCGACCGUCGAAGACAAUAACAUUUUAAAAUUUACACCAAUUCAGAACGAUGCCGAAGGAUACUUCUGUCAGUAUUUAGCGGCGGUAUUAAGAAAGAUGUCGUCCAGAAAGAGAAAUUUGGCCAUUUAUCAGAUCAACGAAAUUCUUUUCAAUCUGGCAGAAGACGAUUAAACGGUUUCCAAACUCCAGAAAUAUGUCGUCGUCGUCGUCGUUGUUGUUGUAAUUAUAUCAUUUUUUCAAACUUAAUUAAAAUAUCUACAAUAAUUUAGAGGAUAUCCCAAAUUCGUGUCAAUUUUAGUUUGGACAAAACAAAUCCAUUUUACAAGUAAUUAUAAAACUGUGACGAGAGAUUGGUUUUUAUAAGGACGAAAAUUAGUUGGAGCGUGUUUCCGUAUAAUUUAAUAAAUGUUUUACCAUCGAACGACUAAGCCGUUUGUGGUGAAGAACACUUUAUUAAAUAGAGAAGAAUUAGUGACGGCUGCGUAAUUAUCCGGACGGUUUUUAGAGACAAUCAUUCACCCAUCGUCGUCCGCAGACCAUUGUAUAUCGGAAGUUAUUUUCCGGGUUUAUUAACCCGCGUGGUAAAUAAAACGUAUUACUUAGCGACUCGUCGAUAGUUUAGAAUUUCACAAUUAUUUACCAUCGAUUAGACGUUAACUUCUUAACGAAAGCGCUGGGGGAAAAAGUAUUCCAAGAAUUUAUUUUAAAAGUAAGUCUUCGACGGCAAUGGUAAAAUUUGAAAAUCUGUUCUAUAAUUUAUUACAUUUUAUAUUACUAUAUUAAAUAUAAGAACGCGAUUAAUUAAAAUUCAUAAAAUAUAAAAUAAUGCGCGAGAUAGAAUGAAAAGGUAACUGGAAAUAUCAUCUAAUAAUAAUAAUGUACAUUACUUAUAGGCAGUCUUCGGUUAACACAUUUUACCGACUGCCAACAAUUCUUGUACUGUCUUCGAUGUAACAAAGAUGACUAAGGCAGAUCCUUUCCGGCUUUUCUUUAUCGGUCUCAACAGCGUUUAUUCCCAGUCUUCGAUUUUUCGAAAGAAUCAUUUAUUAAACCCUUCGUUAUCGUCGUGGCAAACGGAAGAUGCGCCAAGAAGCUAACGAUUGGUACGUAGACCAGGGUUUUGUUUUAAAUGUUUGGAUUUUCGUUUCACGGUGCAAAUGUAAUAGCGUAGUUUAUCGAGUGAAAAAUCUAUACGCGCAGUUUUGCUUACGUUCUUUGAAAAUAGCGUAUUAGCCAAAGUUUACCUUUUUCGAAAUAGUCUUCUUUGUUCCGUAUAAGCAUUCUCCGACGUUCCAAUAACUUUUAUAAAAUAGCGCUACGUUUCCAGUUUCGUAAAUAAGCUGGCUUCUUUUAUCGUUAGUCUUCUCUUUAUUGUCAGUCAAACGAAUGGCGUAGAGAAUAAGAGCAUUGUAUAAACGCUAACGAAAUACUUUUGUAGUAGUAAUUGCCAUAACCAUUGUUUUUAAACGCUGGCGCUAGAUAUAAACUUUUUUCUAAUGCUUAUUCUUUGAGCAUUUAAAUCUCCAAAGACACUUUUUUAAUAAGUAAUAACCAAAAAAAAAAAAAACCUAAAGUAAAAUUUUAAGCGGCGCGUGUUCGUUUCCAAUUCUGCAAAUGUUUCACGCGCGUAAAUAAUUAUAAUUAUUAAUCGUUAAAAUGGCCUUUAUGUACCGUUUUCGGUCCAAAGAGUCGUUUUUAUAUCGUUUCUUAAUAAUUUUAAUUAAAAUUUUCAGCGAGAAAAAUUAUUUCGGUAGCUUUCCCAUCCUAUCUUAUUAAAAUUGAAUAAUUAGAAAAAACAGUAAAAUCCCUUUAUCCCGCUGGGAAAAAUGCCCCGCGCGUCGUUAGCGCAUUUAAAUUAAGGAUUAAAUCUACGUCUAUAAAUUGUUAGACAAAAACUAAUUUGACUAUAAACUUAUUUUAGAAUUUGCUUGGUAAUUGUUUCUCUAUUUAAAAAAUUUUGUCUUGUAAAUUCUGUAUUUAUAGCGCGUACUGGGUGGCCCAAAAAUCAGUUGUCGGAAACAUUUUAAAGAGGAUUGUUGUUAAUUAUAAUUGGUGUUUUGGCCAUUUCCAGCCGAGUGAUCGAAUCGGGAAUAACGCCGGGCUAUUUCAAUCUAGUUUUAAUUGUUAAAUCCGUAUGGGUUAACUGAUUUUAAAGUUUGACUGGCCAAGUUUAUCUAAUUUCCAUCCAAUCGGACAGAAUUACGUUAUUUUGAUACUAAUCGUCAUUAGCGUAAUUCUAGUUAUUCUUUUGCUGCCAGAUAUUUACCUAAUUUGAGACUUUGUUUUCCGUGUACGUAAGCAAACUUUUGGUUUGGAAAUGUGGGUCUACGUCGACGCAAAGAAUAGUCGUUCGUUCCGGCGUAGUAUUUCGUACGUCGUUCGUCGUUCUAACGUUGUAUUACUUCGAACCUCGGUAAACGAAUUAAUUAUACGCUUUUAAUCGAAGCGGAAUUAAAUUCUGGAUAAAUAAAAGCAGAUAUUUUUUCCUUUAAUGUAUUUUAAAUGUUUUUAAUUAAUAAACAGUGCCAAAGCUUAUCGGAUCGUUGUCCGGACGCACGUUAUUUAUACGAAUGAGUAAUGUACUACGUACUUUAAGAUUAUUGUUUGUUAGUUAAUUCGUUUGUUUGUGUACACUCGCGUACAUUUUACACCUUACCAGGCAACUGGCACAAUAAAUAUUGUUAUAAAUAAUAAUUGUAAUUUAAGUCGUUGUAAUUUUUUAUGAUCGUUAUUAAAUCUUUUUAAUUUUGAA
Messenger RNA from Centruroides sculpturatus (bark scorpion), 3434 nucleotides. RefSeq lists its product as uncharacterized. Lineage: Eukaryota; Metazoa; Arthropoda; Arachnida; Scorpiones; Buthidae. The transcript has 4 exons. The coding region runs from base 251 to 853 and encodes 200 amino acids. The record is from RefSeq and is a predicted model, not a curated record. Gene Ontology annotation, molecular function: DNA binding.